Molecule: messenger RNA, 330 nt
Organism: Branchiostoma belcheri (Belcher's lancelet)
Lineage: Eukaryota; Metazoa; Chordata; Leptocardii; Amphioxiformes; Branchiostomatidae
Product: ras-related protein Rab-18-like
Exons: 2
Cellular component (GO): trans-Golgi network
Molecular function (GO): GTPase activity; GTP binding
Source: RefSeq, a predicted model, not a curated record
AUGGCGGCCAAAAAGCCAACCUUCAAGCUCGUCCUUCUCGGAGAGGUGGGCGUGGGGAAGACAUCGCUGUUCUUGAGACUUAAAGACGGAACUUUUCUUGAAGAUUCUCAUGCGAGUAUCGGCGUCGACUGCUGUGAAACUGCCGUCAGCGUAGAAGGCGAGGAAGUUCGGCUGUGUGUGUGGGACACGGCCGGCGUGGAGCGGUUCCGGACGCUGACACAGGGCUACUACCGACACGCCGACGCCGUCCUGCUGGUGUACAGCCUGCCCGACUCAGCCACGCUCAGGAUGCUGACGUCAUGGGUGCGAGAGGUUAACGACCGCACGGUC